Toxoplasma gondii ME49 is the source of this 1894-nucleotide messenger RNA. Its product is annotated as SCP family extracellular subfamily protein. Lineage: Eukaryota; Apicomplexa; Conoidasida; Eucoccidiorida; Sarcocystidae. The transcript is spliced from 5 exons. Gene Ontology annotation, cellular component: extracellular region. The coding region runs from base 344 to 1084 and encodes 246 amino acids. The record is from RefSeq and is a predicted model, not a curated record.
GAUGGACCGUGCUUUCAGCUGUCCGUCUGCUCCAACUUUGAUACUUGUGGGGGGUACGAAAUUUGUGUGGCGUUUUUUGAAGUGCAUGUUUCACAGAGGUCUAAGUCCAUAGAUCCACCAUCGAGCUGGCCCCUGUUGUCAGGGUUUCAUUCGGACCCUAGGUAGAGGGCCUGUCUCCGAGGCAGCCACCCAGCAUCUGUCAAACGGAUACUGGACGCUGGACGUUCUUCGUCGUCGGUUUUUUCUUUUUAAUUCUGGGUCCAUCCCUAAGUUAUGUUUUCGGGACUGAUAUAAAGGUUUAGUGUUUACGUCGUCUUGGACAGCUAAUGUUCCAACAGCUGCGAUGGCGAACAAGGCGGUCCUAGCUCUCGCACUGCUUCUGUGCGUCGCUUCAAGUGCGUUAGUGCAGUCCACAACCGUGCGACAUGAGUCUGCUCUACGCGCAGAAGCGGAGACCGGCUUGCAGACCUUUCAACACGAGAGAUCCAGAGACACUACACAAUCAGGGGCGACGUUCGAGGAUGUUACUGACGAAUGUCUCACGUUGCACAACAAGUUCAGAACAGCAGGACUUGACGUUUCAGUGCCGGAGCUCGUCGCGAACGACACAGCACGUAAAGUUGUGCUAGAGAUUGUGAAGAAGCGAGCUGAAGACAACUGUUCCUCACAAACCCACUCGGAGGAGGCUCGUAGAGCUGGAUUGGGUGAGAACAUCUUCUUCGCGAACGACGCAUCCUGCGGAGUCGGUGUGCAGAUGUGGUACAACGAGGUCAAUCUUUUAAAGGGAAAGUACCCCGGAACCGAGUGGAACCGACGGGGAGCCAUCGGCCACUUCACCCAGAUGAUGUGGGACAGCACUACUGGCCUCGGGUGUGCACGGACAACAAGUUGCCCAAACUGGAAUCAACUUUUCUGCGUUUACAAACCCGCAGGGAACUGGAUCGGAGUAGCGCCAUUCUCGGAAGCUGUUUGGAUGUCGAUCAUGAAACGUGACGGUCUGUCGGGCGCCAUGUCGAUAGCCCAAGUUAGCACAGGAGCUUUGGCGAUCGCGGUUAGUGCGGUUUUUCUGGUUCUUGUUGGGUGAAACAAGAUGAACCAAGUGACCGUUCCUAACCAUUUUGGCCGUCCUAACGGAAAUUGAACGCGACUCAUUUACACCGGUUAUUCGACUGAGUGUCAGGUACCUUUUAGGUCGGGGGCUGCGCCAGGAAUGUGCCACAAAGUGAACGUCUGAUUGGCUGCUAGAUGCUUUCCCCCAGGUUUGGCAUCUUCCAGUUUCCUCUUCUGGGCUGACUGGGUGAAAAUAGUUUGUCGGUGACCUGUGAGGGACCUGUGACAUGUCAAAAUUGUUAGGCACAGUCUUUAAAUGAAGUGUUUCGGUAUGUCAGGAGGCGCGGAACUGCAGGCGGCGUGGUCGACAUCCCGUCGCAGUGGUUUCUGCAUGUUGGACACCGCGUGGUCGGUUUUUUUAUCCUGGCAUGCUCUUCCGUCAGCGCCCGAGGCGGACACUUCCAGGGCGUUAAUUUUUUGUUUAACGCGUUAAUUGUGUAUGCUGACCCGUUGGUAGACCAGGUCGGGUGUACAAGAAUGCUAAGAAACAGAGAACUAUCCAGAAGGAGCAGCUGACAGAGACGUUAGCACUUUUGGGGCCCCAGUACAGUGGAUCUUCUUCGACCCUCGGACACAAGGUUCAUCUCAGACUGCUCCCAGCUGUCGGGAACGUAGCAUUGGCGGGACACCUGAUGCUCAUGAACUCGCCUUUCAAAAAAAGGAGUCACUGUGGUUAGCGAGCACAGACCGAAAUGCAAUUUCACAAGCCGUGGACGGUGCAGGUGGCAUACGGAAUUGCUGUAGAUCCCGCGUAGCUACUGCUUGUGCACUUCAUGUGACCCAG